AUGUCUUCUCCGACCGUCUUCGUUUGCGGCGCCACUGGUACCCAGGGCGGCGCUUUAAUUGACCAUUUGCUCAAAGCUGAUGUCAAAAUACAUGCCGUUACACGCAGCCCCGACUCGGCUGCUGCUCAACAUCUUAAAUCACUUGGCGUAAUCAUCACGGAAGGCGAUUUUGACAACGAUGAUUCCGUCAGAAAGCCCAUGGCCAAUUGCACAACCCUUUUCCUGAACUUGAUGCCAGCGUUGACAGAUUUGAACGCAAGUUUCGAACAAGCAUGCCGACUUCUCAAAAUUGCGAGGGAAGCUGGAAUCAAGCAAGUUAUCUAUGCUAGUGCAAUGUCUGCCAAUGAUCCCCAACGCCUCAAAUCAUGGGAUCCGACCAGCAUCAUCAGCACCAUGCUACUCAACAAAUCGGCCAUUGAAAACGAAAUCGGCAAAGCGGGAUUUGAAAGCUGGACAAUUCUACGCCCGGGGAACUUCAUGAACAACUUCUUGUCCCCCAAGGCCAUGAUGUACAAGGGCUUCACGGAAACCGGAGUAUUCACCACUGCUUUCGCUCCUGAUACUUUGUUGCCCAUGGUUGAUCCCAACGACAUCGGCCAGUUUGCUGCAGCAGCAGUCUUCGAUCCCGUCAAGUUCAACCACCAAGAAAUCGAGAUCACUUCAGAAUUCCUAGGAGUCGACGCCAUAAUCCAGUCUUUAUCCCAUGCCACUGGAAGGGAGAUGAGCGUUGUCUAUAUGUCAGAUGAGGAAAUCGGCGAACAGAAGGCUACCAAUCCCUUCAUUGCUGGACAAUUCAUGGCCCGUGAUCUAGGAUCAUUUGUGGAUUUCGACAAGGUCAAGGCGUGGAAUAUCCCGCUAGGGACUUUUGAACAAUUCUUGCAACGAGAAAAAUCCAAAGUUGAUGCGACAUAUCUUUGA
Molecule: messenger RNA, 918 nt
Organism: Penicillium expansum
Lineage: Eukaryota; Fungi; Ascomycota; Eurotiomycetes; Eurotiales; Aspergillaceae
Product: NmrA/HSCARG family protein
Exons: 1
Coding region: 1-918 (305 amino acids)
Source: RefSeq, a predicted model, not a curated record